Messenger RNA from Lampris incognitus (smalleye Pacific opah), 3740 nucleotides. It is a transcript of the gene sacm1la, whose product is annotated as SAC1 like phosphatidylinositide phosphatase a. NCBI's taxonomy places the organism in Eukaryota, Metazoa, Chordata, Actinopteri, Lampriformes, Lampridae. Gene Ontology annotation, cellular component: endoplasmic reticulum. Gene Ontology annotation, molecular function: phosphatidylinositol-4-phosphate phosphatase activity. The record is from RefSeq and is a predicted model, not a curated record. The coding region runs from base 5 to 1762 and encodes 585 amino acids. Gene Ontology annotation, biological process: phosphatidylinositol dephosphorylation. The transcript has 20 exons.
CAAGAUGGCGACCGCCUAUGAGAGGUUCAAUUUGCAUACAACCUUGGAAAAAUUCUAUAUCGAGGCCUGUGAUGAGGGGGCUGAUGCUGUCCUUGCCAUCGACAGGGUGUCCAAUGAGAUGACCCUCACAGAGAAAAAGGAUGUUCCUCUCUCAGCAGUCACCAGGCCAAUCUGUGGUAUCAUGGGAACCAUUCGCCUCGUAGCAGGAAUGUAUCUCAUUGUAAUAACCAAGAAGAAGAAUGUAGGCAACCUUCUUGGUCACGCUGUAUGGAAGGCAGUUGAGUUUGAUGUGAUCUCUUAUAAGAAGACAGUGCUUCACCUCACAGAGCUCCAGUCACAAGAAAACAGGACCUUACUGUCGAUGAUUAACAACGUGCUGAAUACAGAUGGCUUCUACUUCUGUACCGACUAUGACCUGACCCACACCCUGCAGAGGCUGGCCAACACGAGCCACGACUUCCAAGAGAUGAGCCUGCUGGAGAGGGCAGACCAGAGGUUUGUGUGGAACAGCAACCUGCUCAGAGAGUUGGCUGCACAGCCAGAGCUUCACAAGUUUGCGCUCCCUGUAGUUCAUGGAUUCAUCGUUAUGAAGCCAUGUCGCAUCAAUGGGAAGAUCUUUGAGUGGAUCCUCAUCUCGAGGAGAAGCUGUUUCCGGGCUGGUGUUCGAUACUACAUCAGAGGCAUUGAUUCAGAGGGCCAUGCUGCUAACUUUGUGGAGACGGAGCAGAUUGUUUUGUAUGAAGGAGCCAGAGCGUCAUUUGUGCAGACACGAGGUUCCAUGCCCUUUUUCUGGUCUCAGAGGCCCAACCUCAGAUACAAACCGCAACCACUCAUCAGCAAAACCAAUCAUACUGAUGGCUUCCAGAGGCAUUUUGACUCUCAGGUCCUAAUCUAUGGAAAGCAAACUAUCUUGAACCUGGUUAACCAGAAGGGCUCAGAGAAGCCACUAGAGCAAGCGUUUGCCAAGAUGGUGUCAAGCAUGGGCAAUGACAUGGUCAAGUACUUGGCGUUUGACUUCCACAAAGAGUGCAGCCGGAUGAGAUGGGAGCGUCUCCAGAUCUUGGUUGACGCUGUAGCCGAGACCCAGGAUGAGUACAGCUACUUCAUGGUGAACACAGAGGGAAAGACUGUGGCCCUACAAAAAGGUACAUUCCGCAGCAACUGCAUGGACUGCCUGGACAGGACAAAUGUCAUCCAGAGCCUUCUGGCCCGCCGCUGCCUCCAGUCCCAGCUUCAGAGGAUGGGAAUUCUGAAUGUGGGCCAGCGAAUUGACGAGCAGGCUGAUUUUGAGAAGAUCUACAAGAAUGCAUGGGCUGACAAUGCUAAUGCAUGCGCUGUACAGUAUGCAGGAACUGGAGCCUUGAAAACGGACUUCACAAGGACAGGGAAGAGGACCCGAUGGGGCCUGCUAAUGGAUGGCUGGAACUCUAUGAUCCGCUACUACAAAAACAACUUUUCUGAUGGCUUCAGACAAGAUUCCAUUGAUCUGUUUCUGGGCAACUAUGCUGUUGAUGAAUUAGAUGGGCCUUCUCCGUUCGGCAUCCAGAAGGACUGGAAGUUCCUCACACUCCCCAUCAUUAUGGUGGUCGCGUUUUCCAUGAGCAUCAUCUGCCUUCUUAUGGCCGGCGACACGUGGACCGAGACCCUGGCGUACGUGAUGUUCUGGGGUGUCGCUGGCGCAGUUACAGCUGCUAUCAUCUUGUUUAAUGGGCAAGACUUUGUAGAUGCCCCUAAGCUGGUUCAGAAGGAGAAGAUGGAUUGAAUAUAUGUUUGUGUGUGAGGCAGCUGGACCCAGCCAACUCAUCGACCUUAUCGUCAUCAUCUUCAUCAUCAUCCUUUCUGCUGUUUGCUCUUGGACUGAACUUUUCACUGGUUUGCUGUCCAUACUUAUAUCCACUCAUAUUUUGUGCCCCCCGCCCCAAAAAAGAAAAACGAUUCUCAGCUUGCAAAAAAAUACAUAGCCUCUGCUCUGCAACUGUACAAGACACAUUCGUUCUGCAGAUAGUUUACAUUUUAUUUUCACCUUUCCUGUGGUCAAGUGGUUAUAAAGACACCAGGGAGCAGUCUUGUCAGUGCAGCAGCGAGCUGAGGGCUUUUAUUAUGUACAGAGGGUCUUUGAUACUUGAUUAAGGAAUUUGGCAUUUUUCUGUUUGCACACUAUAUUAUCAUUUACAUAAUGCUGAACAGUUGUGCACCUUGUACAUGAAUUUGUGUUUCCUUGAAGUAUUUGUACACCAUCGUUAAAGUACAAUGUGAAACAUAUUUUAAGGUGUACAUUUUUAAGGCACACAAUCAAUUGAGGAACAGGAUGCGUUUACAGUUUUAACAGAAGUUUCAUUCCAAGACGAGCAUGAUGUAUUUCAGGUAGUGGCUAAUGGAGGGUGAGCACUUGAACAAGGGCAUGUUGAAACAGAUCUGGAACCUGCUGGUGGUCUACAUAGUGGGCUUGGUCAGCAGUCUCCACACCUUACAACUAGCAAAUGCUAUGGAGCUGCUAUUCGACAAAAGUACCUGACUCUUAUCUGGGGUGGGGAAUACGUGCAGAGACUGUCUUCUCAAGAACUUGAUUGUGCAACAUACUUGGAACGUAUAAUGGUUCUAUGUAGGUAAGUGCUUACUACUUCUCUAACCAUCUGCAGUUUGGAGAACUACGAAAUGAGUUGCUCACAUACAUGACCAUGUUACUAGUGGUGAGAGCACUUCAACCAGGAGUCAUAUACACACACACACAUAUAUAUAUAUAUAUAUAUAUAUAUAUAUAUAUAUGUGUGUGUGUGUGUGUGUGUGUGUGUGUGUGUGUGUGUUGUUCUACUUAGAGUUUUGAGAUUGUGCUGUUCUUGACAUAAUAAAUGUAUAUGAAAUAUAAUGAACUAUAAUGAAAUAUAAUGGUUUUAGGGACUUGGAGAACUUUCCCCUCAGGGAAGAGGGUGUAGAUGUUUGAAUCUGUUGUAUUUUCAUGACGGAUGUGUUUUGGAUUUCAAAUUGUUCACUCGGAAUGAUUCACAAUUCAGUGUUUUGGGGGCAUUUGUUUUCUUUUUGUUUGAGUUCACGUUCCAUGCCAUUGAGGCUUGAAAUUAUUUGUCUUCACACUUGCAGAGUCAUUCCUGUCAUACGAACUUCACCAACACGUAGUUUAGACCAAUAUAUAACAGCAAUUUAAAACAAAAAUAAGUGUUGAUUUGCUACUUUUUCAAAUAUUCGGGCAAAAUGAUUAUAUAAUUUGCCAUUAAUGAUGAACCAUUUAUAAUCCUACUUUUCGGUGGACAACUGAUGACCAACAUCAUCAGAACUUACACAGCCGCUCAUUUUCUACCUUGUUGUUUGUUCAUUUAAAUCAAAAGACCAGGAGCAUAAUAUUGCAACGUCUGUAAAUUUUAUCUCUGUAAUUACAGGUUUAAUGUAGUUUGUAUAUGGAGCUGAGGGGAUUAUUUGAGGUUGGCGUGGCGUGUCAGUAGAUGGAAGGUGGGUCCUGCAUACUGACACAGCUCAGACAGCCUUUAGUAUAAAAUAAUGUAACAAGUUGAUUUGUCGGAGACCACUUCUGCAAAAACCCACUUAAGUUUUCUGAAAGUCAUAAAAUCAGUUAGUUUGGGUCCCCUGUGAAGACUACUAUAUUUUUCUAUUUACAUUUUUUUUGUUCUAAUUAUGGGCAAAAACCCAUGUAAAACUCUUGACGUCAGAUAUAAAGUGACCUCUGACAUGACUCACCAUGUGUCUGCAGACCUGACAUGACUCACCAU